Myotis daubentonii (Daubenton's bat) is the source of this 3011-nucleotide messenger RNA. RefSeq names its product mitochondrial fission regulator 1 like (gene MTFR1L). The coding region runs from base 1261 to 2139 and encodes 292 amino acids. The record is from RefSeq and is a predicted model, not a curated record. Gene Ontology annotation, biological process: aerobic respiration; mitochondrial fission. The transcript is spliced from 7 exons. Gene Ontology annotation, cellular component: mitochondrion. NCBI's taxonomy places the organism in Eukaryota, Metazoa, Chordata, Mammalia, Chiroptera, Vespertilionidae.
GACCAGGUCCGAGUGCAGCCCGGGAGGAGGGAGCGCGGCCUAGUGCGGGCGCCGUGCGGGCUUCGCAGCUGCUGCUCCCGCGCCGGUUCUCGCGGGAGCCGGUGUUGUCGGCCGCAUUUGGCGAGGGGGAAACGGAGUCCCCACGGGGUAGCGGCUCGUCCGCGUCCCCAGCUUCGGUGGCCGAGCGACCCCGGAGGCUUCUCGCUUCGACCGCGGUCCUUGCGGGCCGGGCCGCCGCUGCCUCCUCGCUCCUUCUGGGCCUGGCCCGGCCUGUGGGUCCGGGACCGCCGGGCGGGCCGCGGGAACUUGGCCGACCUUGGCCCUGUCGGGUCGGCCGUGGCGGGGAGGGGAGGCGUGGCCGGGCAAGGUCCCCCGGCGGCCCCCGGCGCCGCUGUCCGCCCAGCAAAGUUCCGCCGAGCGCGGCGGCCCCCGUGGGGCGCCCGGGACCCAGGAGUGAUGAGACCGGGCCCGGCCCGGCUCCCGGGAGACAGUGUGUAGUGUAGACACGACCCCGGCCUCGAGAGGGGCUGCGGGGUGCAGAGGCGGUAAGAACCAGCCCGCGUUGCCGGUGGACGGGGGCAGGGUUCCGGGAGCCGGCGACCCGGUGACGGUGGGGGCGGGUGUGCAGGCCAGGUCGGUGCUCUCGUUCAUUCAUUUCUUAAUCGGACGAAUGCUUACGUGUGUGCGGUGCCGGGGACGGCCUGCCCGCGGGACAGGUGGCCGUCACAGUUCAUUAGGGAGGAAACAGGGUGCCGGGGGGAGCAGUAAAGGGCAGUGAUGCUGGAGCUGAGCUCGGAGGAAUCAUGGAGAAGAGCUUUGGCAAGGGGAUGGCGUGGACACGGCUCAGGUGGCGUCAGGGGCCGAAAGGAGGCAGGGUGGCCGGAGGGCGAGCGCCAGGCGGGGCGUGUGCGGGGCCAGGUGGGAGGCCUGGGCUGUGGUGCUGGUCUGCUGGGCUGGGAGGCCUGCAGGAGUCUAAGUCUGUCGGGGUUUUAGGUGAAGGACCGAUGUGACUAGCGGCGUGUCCAGGAGCGUCUCUGGCUGUGGUGCACACUUAGGCCCCCCGAGUCUCCGGAGGGUAGGUCCGGAGAGGAGCAGGGAAGCAGGCGUGUGCCCUGUCAGCACUGCCGUCCGCACAGCCUGGCACAAAAGGCUCGAGCUGCGCCUGGAAGGAAGGGAACUCGUGUUCCGCAAGAUGGCCUGAUAUGAAGGAAUCACGCCUCCCCAAGCUGCCCUGUCCUUCAAGUGCAGGAGCCGGUUGAAAUGUCGGGAAUGGAAGCCGAUGCGACCAUCCCGAUCUGGCAAAAUAAACCGCAUGGGGCUGCUCGCAGCGUAGUGAGAAGAAUUGGGACCAACCUGCCCCUGAAGCCAUGUCCCCGGGCGUCCUUUGAGACCCUGCCCAAUGUCUCUGAUCUGUGUCUGAGGGAUGUGCCCCCAGUCCCUACUCUGGCUGAUAUCGCCUGGAUUGCUGCAGAUGAAGAGGAGACAUACGCCCGGGUCAGGAGUGAUACACGCCCCCUGAGGCACACUUGGAAGCCCAGCCCUCUGAUUGUCAUGCAGCGCAAUGCCUCAGUGCCCAACCUGCGUGGGUCCGAGGAGAGGCUCCUGGCCUUGAAGAAGCCAGCCCUGCCGGCCCUGAGCCGUACCACAGAGCUGCAGGAUGAGCUGAGCCACCUGCGCAGCCAGAUUGCUAAGAUAGUGGCAGCGGAUACAGCUUCGGCUUCAUUAACGCCAGAUUUCUUAUCUCCAGGAAGUUCAAAUGUCUCUUCUCCCUUACCUUGUUUUGGAUCCUCAUUCCACUCUACAACUUCCUUUGUCAUUAGUGACAUCACUGAGGAGACCGAGGUAGAGGUCCCCGAGCUUCCAUCAGUCCCCCUGCUUUGUUCUGCCAGCCCUGAAUGUUGCAAACCAGAACACAAAGCUACCUGCAGCUCAUCUGAAGAGGAUGACUGUGUCUCUCUGUCCAAGGCCAGCAGCUUUGCAGAUAUGAUGGGGAUCCUGAAGGACUUUCACCGGAUGAAACAGAGUCAAGAUCUGAACCGGAGUUUACUGAAGGAGGAGGACCCUGCUGUCCUUAUCUCUGAGGUCCUAAGAAGGAAGUUUGCUCUGAAGGAAGAAGAUUUCAGUAGAAAAGGAAACUGACAGCACUCAGCUUUGCACACUCAGUCUCCUGCUCCUGGAAUUCCUUCAGUAGCUGCCUUCCUCACCGCAGAUGUUUCUGUCUCUCCAUCAGAAGUUUUCUGCAACAGUCUUGCCGAAAGCUAGAGCUUGGACUGAAAGAGCUGGAUUAUAUGUUUCCCAUCUUCAAACCUUAGCAGAAGCUAAGGCCUGUUGUGAGCUGAGAGACUUGUUACAGGUAAAUGUAUAGAUUGGAAUGUUUUGGUCUAAAGGCUGAGCUAGAAGUUUCUGGUUUUUCCUUGCCCCUGUGUGAAAAUAGGUCCUGAAUGACUUACUUCACUGCAUAAGACCCUAUAACUGGUCUUACCGGACACUUUGUGCCCAGCUGUCACUUACUCUUAGCAGCUUUCUUGAAGCAGAGAGAGCUAUCAGUGUUUAUGUACAUGUUCACAGGGCAGGAAAAAUCUUAUGCUGCACCAUCACAAACCAACACCAAUGCCCAGCAAUCACCCUCUUCCCAUGUCUAACAACACCUAGAUGUAGAGGUCGGACCUCUGGACCAGCUGACAUUUGGGCUGCUUCUGGGAGGCCUGGGCUGUUUUUUUCUUAAAUAUAUUUUGUAAUACUGUACAACCAAAUAUACCCUCCAAGGCCCCACUGACUGAACUCCUGCUCUUCCAUGGACUUUAGUUCAAGCCCAGUAGGAAACAGAAAUGGGGAGGGGAAAGAGAAUACCAUCUUUCUUUGAGGCCCUUGACUGCUUCUUUGCAUUGGGCCAAGGUUUGUAUCCACACCAUGCAUGACUCAGAUGCCCUCAGGUCCCUUUCUCUGCAGUAUGUAUCCCGUGUGUGUUUGGGUUGAAGUACUACCUGACAUUAAAGGAUUUGGCAAGAUAA